AAAAUAAUAAUAAAAAAAUGAUUGAAGAAACGCGAAAAAAAACUUUUUUAGGUUUUGAUUUUAGUACUCAAAGGUUGAAAGCUGUAGUGAUAGAUGAAGAUUAUGCGGUGCAACAAGAAGCAGAUGUCGAAUUCGAUGUGGACCUUCCAGAAUUUAGAACUGCAGGGGGUGUUGUACGAGGGGAAGGGAGGGGUGAGGUGACAGCACCUACUCUGCUGUGGGUCAAAGCUUUAGAUAUGGUGAUGGAUCGACUUGUUGUUGCUGGAGUUGAUUUUUCAACUAUAGAAGCUUUGUCUGGUGCCGCACAGCAACACGGUUCAGUGUGGUGGCUGAAAGGCUCUGAGGCUAAAUUAGCAUCAUUAUCAGGGGAUCAGUUCUUACACACCCAGUUAGCCACAUGUUUCGCGGCUGAUUCUCCAGUGUGGAUGGACUCGAGCACCACAGCUGACUGUAAAGCAUUAGAAGAAGCAGUUGGAGGUCCUGAGGAGUUAGCAAGGGUAACAGGCUCAAGAGCGUACGAACGUUUCACUGGAUCUCAAAUAAGAAAAAUGUUCCGCACACGUCCAAGAGUGUACCAAAACACUGAACGAAUCUCUCUCGUGUCAUCGUUCGCCUGUUCGCUGUUCGUAGGGAAAAUAGCACCCAUUGAUUUGUCUGAUGGAUCUGGAAUGAAUCUCCUCGAUAUUCACACGAAGAAAUGGCAUGAACAAGCUCUGCAGGCAUGUGGAGACGAAACUUUAGCAAGUAAGUUAGGGGAUCCUGUACCAACUGCCACAGUGGUCAGUGCUAUAUGUCCAUACUAUGUGCAACGAUAUGGUUUUCGAUCUGACUGCAAGGUUGUAGCUUUCACAGGAGAUAAUUGUUCAGCACUGGCAGCACUCCGCCUUCGCUCAGGUUGGGUAGGUCUCAGCUUAGGGACUAGUGAUACAUUACUUUUGGGUCUGCAUUCUGCCGCUGCUCCACCGGCAGGACAUAUCCUUGUUGGUCCUACAAGUGCUCCCUACAUGGCUUUGCUCUGCUUUUCUAAUGGAUCUUUAACUAGACAGAACCAUAGAGACAGACUAGUUGGACCUAGCUGGGAAGCAUUCAAUGAUCUCCUUCAAGCAACUGUUAGAGGAAAUAUGGGUUAUAUGGGUAUCUACUACGACACAGCGGAGAUCGUGCCGCGCGCAGCGGCAGGGCGCUGGCUGCAGGACGCGGGCGGGCGGCCGGCGGACAAGCUGGCGCCGCAGUUCGAGGCGCGCGCGCUGCUCGAGGGGCAGGCGGUGGCGCGCCGCGCGCACGCGGAGGACAUGGGCUUCGUGCUGGAUCCAUCGUCGCGCGUGGUGGCUACUGGCGGCGCGUCCGUCAACACCGCGCUGUUGCAGAUCUUCGCGGACGUCUUCAACACACCCGUAUAUGUGCAGGACCAGCACGCGAACGCCGCUCUGCUAGGGGCAGCGAUUCGCGCGGCAGAAGUGUGGAGCUCUGAAACUGGCACCAAAUUGACAGGUUCCGAGCCCACAAUGUCUCCAGUAGCGAGUCCUUACCCCGACGCGGAGAGGAUCUACAAGCCAAUGCUCGACAGGUACAGGAAAAUCAUAGAAAACAUUCCUAGACUGGGUUAA
Molecule: messenger RNA, 1607 nt
Organism: Melitaea cinxia (Glanville fritillary)
Lineage: Eukaryota; Metazoa; Arthropoda; Insecta; Lepidoptera; Nymphalidae
Product: xylulose kinase
Exons: 11
Coding region: 18-1607 (529 amino acids)
Biological process (GO): xylulose metabolic process; D-xylose metabolic process
Cellular component (GO): cytosol
Molecular function (GO): D-xylulokinase activity
Source: RefSeq, a predicted model, not a curated record